AUGGAGGUUUGCUGUUCAUUCAAGUCAUUAGUAGGAGGAAUCUGUGGUUCUGACAGUCGAGAUAGAAAACACGAAGUGCAAGUUGUUCCUCUGACAUCAUGUACAAAAGAUAUUGCGAACCAUCUAGCAUCCUUCUCGUUUUUUGGUCCACAAAACGAGAUAGACCUGAUAUUGUGUCGAGCGGCAAUUUUUAAAAUGCCAAACUCUUUUGACAACAUGACAAUAUGUCCACAGCAUCGUGCAAAACUUGGAUUGGGAUGGACAAGGGGAUCAACUAGAUGUAGAAUACCAGCUGCGUUAUCUAACCACGGGAAAGGAAGUAGAAAAAUAUGGCCAAAGGGAGACAGGGGACUUGGGAAACAAGAUUCUGAAACACUACUACAAAAGACUGGUGUGUUUAUUCAAGCUGGUUCCGGUAAUUGUUUGUAUUAUUAUUGUUUGUAUUAGUUGGGUGCGUCAGUUCAUUCAUUUCAUGUGCAUAUGUUUUGUUUACUUUACUAGGAAUAUGCAGGACAUGCCGAGAUAAAAUGAAGACGAUUAGACCAACUAUUCCCACCACAGCACUUGCGAAGUUGGAAGCACAACUAAAGACAGCAACAUUACAGGUAGUAUAUAGGUUAUGGUGUUAAAACCUAAUGAGGUUUUUCCUUCGCCAUGGAAAGCAAAUUAAAUCAAACACUGUGGCACAUUGCCAAUUAAAGGGUUGAAAGGAAUGCAGCAUUGGCAGACUGCUUGGUUAGCCCAUUGAGGGACACUCACUAGCCUCUCCCCUGGAAGAGUAAAAUCGUCUGGUGAUAGAGAGAAUAAAAUAAUAUUAGAUGUAGGGCAUAUCAGGGGGCAUGGUCACUUACAUGAUUAAAAUUAAUUUGUAGGAUGACUCUCCUGAAAAUCCAUUCAAAACCCUGCAGCAUCAACAUAUCCCAGUUACCCCAAUGAGCACUGUGCCGUCAACGCUAUUCUCACCUUCUGCUAUAUCCCAAGCCUUCGACCUGUCAAUGACCAACGAAUAUGAUGAGGAACCAUCUACAUCUACUCCAAAGGGUAAGCUAAACUGCUUUCUUGCUGCAAGAGAUGUAAGUCCAAUUCGAACCUCAAUGAUGACACCAUGGGAAGAAGCUGCAGGACGAACCAAAAGGCACUAUUUACGGAAAGCCAGACAGGUUGUCUUCGCUACCCUUGAAGAAAUUGCACCCAAUAAUUCUGAGAUGCUGUUCAGAGCAAUAAAAGAAAGGCAACUAGAUGAAAAUGAUGGCACGGAUUGCAUGCUGUUAGAAGCUUUAACAGCAUGCUACGAGAAUGCCAGCCAUUGGAGCAGUCGCAGACAAAUUCUCUCCAUCUUUGCCGAUAAGGUCAGCUUCAAAACUGUUCAACAAUGGAUUCCAGAUAUAACUCGCUAUCGAUAUAGCAUUGCAAGACACCACCUGUUGCUACAUGGCAGAGGCGCUGACAUUUCUCCCCAGAAACACGUCAGAAUUAAAGUACCUCCAGAGAAGCUCGACCACUUUUUGGCUUUCAUUACCAGUGCAAGGGUAAUACAAGAUUUGCCCUUUGGGGAGAAAACCUUAAAGCUCUCUACCACUGAAAUAAAGAUCCCAAACGUCAUAAGAAACUCCAUACCAGAACAGAUAAUUCAGCAGUAUCAGAGCUACUGUGCGGAGACCGGAUUUAGUUCCCCUUUGAGCCGUAGUAGCCUUUGCAGGAUACUAGACGUUUGUUCUGCAUCUACCCGCACCUCGCUUCAAGGCCUCGACUACUUCUCAGCAGAAGGUGGCAAAGCAUUUGAUGACAUGGUUACAGUC
Messenger RNA from Paramuricea clavata, 1799 nucleotides. Lineage: Eukaryota; Metazoa; Cnidaria; Anthozoa; Malacalcyonacea; Plexauridae. The record is from the annotation of a GenBank genome assembly.